Messenger RNA from Fragaria vesca subsp. vesca, 2288 nucleotides. RefSeq lists its product as uncharacterized. Bases 857 to 1420 code for a protein of 187 amino acids. Gene Ontology annotation, cellular component: cytosol. The transcript has 3 exons. Gene Ontology annotation, molecular function: metal ion binding. The record is from RefSeq and is a predicted model, not a curated record. Lineage: Eukaryota; Viridiplantae; Streptophyta; Magnoliopsida; Rosales; Rosaceae.
UUAAUUGACUUUUGUAGAGUGCAGAGACUUGAACAAUGAUGAUAAUCAUUUGGUUCGCUCGUCGUUCAUAAUGGCGAAAUUGCCUUGUCGAAACUUCAGAAUGUUUCUGAGUUCUCUGUUUCUUACUCUACAAUUCCAUAUAUUUACUAAAUAUUUCUAACUCUUUUUCCUAUUUUCAAAACUAAAACUAUGAUAUUAGAGUCAAUAUUCUCAUUUUUUAAGUUUUAGAUUGUAUAAUCGCUCAAGGUUUCUCCUAAGAAAUCCUCUUGUAUUCUCUUAUGUUCUUUUACCGUUCUCUCUCUCUCUCUCUCCCUUCAAACAUUUCAGAAUUUAGAUGAGUAGAUGACUGGUGGUGUCACUGGUGUGUGGAAGCAAGGAUAAUGAGGCAACUGUUUUCGAGUUGACACUAAACGUUGAGCACGCCAUUGUGGUAGGCUAGAAACCAAAUAAUUUCACGAACAUGAUAUGGUGGCUCAGGUAUUAGACAGUUUGAUAUGUGUGUUGAGUUUAAUAUUGAAAUGAAAAACGAGACGAGUGGUGUAUCAAGUUAAAAGAUUAGGAGGGUAUGCAUAGAAAAUCACUGAAGUAAGAUCCAUUAUUGAGAACUCAAAAAAAUGCGUAGGGUUUGCUCUCUAGGCGAUACUUUGCGGGAGCGGCUCAUACUGGCUAGAGGAGGAGGGUUCCUCCUUCAACUCUGGUCGGUGUGAGAUCAAGGGUGAUUGGUUUUUCCAUUGUCCUCCUCUCAACAGAUCAGUGAGGCUCUGUUUUCAGAUCUGCUUUCUUGUUUCUGUUCUCUGGGCGGUGAGGUAUGACACCGACGGUGGGUCUUUUCUGGGUCGGCUUCUAGACGGCGACUAUGGACUGUGUGUGGCUGAUGCAAGUUGGUGGCGGUUAUCUGACAGAUCGUGGUGUCUGGAGGAGGAGGGACUGGACCCAUUUCGGUUCGUCUCAUCAAUUUGGGGCUGUUCGGGUUCCAAUGGUGGGACUAAAGAGGCCGGAAUUUGGAGCUCGACCGACGGCGGAAUUGUCACUCGAUGUACUGGAGAAGUGGAUUCUGGAAGUGUAUGGAGAUGUCAAAACAGGUCCCCAUGUAAAUCUGGAGUUCAAGGCAGAAGGUCCAAUUUGGAAAGCUGGAAAAGUUUACAGGCUAGACGCUGAUCAAGAUGUUCAUAUACUGCAAUUGUCAUGGACACUUCCAUGCCUUGGUCAACACUAUUGUAAAGGCCCAGAGUUUUAUGUACAUCAUCUCCUUGUUCAGGAGGGCAGGGAAAAUUUGCAUUUCUACCUCAAAGCAAGAGGGUGGGCAGCAUAUCUAGGUGCUUCAGUGAGCCGCUAUCCUGUGAACGAUGUCUUUUGCAUGAUCAUAUACCUCACUGACUCUGGAAGGUACUAUUCCUAUUCUAUGAAUUUUAUGGCAUAAGAUUGACUUUAACCAUCCUAUAUUAAAUUUCUGAGUGUCUCAAUCAGAGCAACCAAUCUUAGGUUAAAAUUCUUUUUCAUUGAAUAAUGGUUCCAUAGAUGCUUGCCUUAAUUUUUCUCUUCACAUGCUUGGCAUGUAAAUUAGAGCAAUACUUUUCAAUCACAUUAGGAUCCACUUAACCUUAAUAAUUCAUGUUAGUCGGUUCAACAUCUUCAUCUAAUGAAUAUAUUUUUGUCUAAGAUGCCACAACACUGACUUUGUUACCUAUAGAACAGAUUAUGAGAGAGGUAGCUUUUGCUCCUUUCAUGAGACAUUAUACAUCUUGAUUCCUUGCAACAUGUGAUGAGAAAUUAAGUAAUGUUUGCUGAAAUUGGUCAUUUACCCUAUUAGCUAGGAAAAAAGUUACAUUUCCAUUUGCAAGCUAAAUUUAUGGCCUCCCAUAUGAUGUGACCAAGCAUGUGCUAUUCUUUUCCCUACCCUGCAUUCAAAAUGGACGGAUCUAAUGAGUUCUUUCCCUCCACAAUCCCACUGUUGCAGCAGAGGUGAAUUAUUGCAGAGAUAAAUUAUUGGGGGCAAUACCAUUCAAAGAAAGUUAAAUCUCAUGUAUUUAGCUAUUGUCUCCCAAAGCGAGAUGCCAACUUGUUAAAAUCGGAUAGGUUGUGGUUCAUCUGCUUGUCAUAGAGGAAUCUCUGACAUUAGCAAAUUAGAUGGCCAGUUCAUUUGUUUUCCUUUGGUGUUUCCGUAACAGUUGUACUGCACCCUUAUUCUCUAGCUACUGGUGUAUUUUUCGUGAGCUUGUUAAAUUCCUUUCAUGAAGCAAAUUGGAUCCCCAAAUUCAAAUAACUGACUUUAUCAAUGUUGGCUUGGC